GCUUCCCCAUAUUCUCUCCACUCCUCUGUCUCUUCUGUCACUCUCUCCUAUAAAAUUUCAAUCUGUUUUCCUCUGUUUCAACAAACAACUGCUGAAAAAUGCCAUUGGCGGCUCCACUUUCCCUCCUUUUUCGAAACCCUCCAAUCAUCAUCACAUAAAUCUUAAUCCCAUUAAUUGUUUUUAAAUCCCCACCAUUAUUAUUAUUAUUAACUCAAAACCAAAAUCUUCCCAACACAUUUUCUUUUUCAAUCUUUCCAAUUUUCAGUACCUUUGCUGAAAAAUCACUUUCAAAAACAUCCCUUUUACCCCCUUUCCCUCCAUUCUCAAGUUCUUCCAAAUUUUCCCUUUCCCCCCUUUUUCCAAAACCCUAAAAUUUGGAAAUUUUCAAUUCCGUUUCCCUCCCAAAAUUCCUCCAUUUUUCUUCCACCUUUCCCCAUUAUGAUGGAAACCCACCUAGAUGAACCCCUUGAUAUUCAUCCUCCUCUGCUCAAUUCGCUCGAUUCCCCAAAAACCCUAUCUGGGCCGUCACCCCCAAUUUCACUUGAGAAAAACCUAAAUUCUUUGGACUCUAACGAUAAUUUAUCUCUGUCGAGCGAAGAAACUGUGCCGGAUAACGAUCCCUGCUCCGAUUUUGAUAGCUUGCUUGAAGAUAUUGACUCUAAAGAUGGUGAAAAUGAGGAGAAUGAGUUGAUUUGCCGCUGGCCUAUCUACAAUUACUCGCCCUACGGUGGUGGACCGUGGUCGAGGCUCCUUGAUCCAAGGCCUAGCUCGAAUCCGUGGAUUUUGGGUGCGAUGGAGUUGGAAGAUCGCAAGGCUUCUGAGGGUUCUAGCUGGAUUGGUUGGCCUUCUCCUACAGAUUGUGGCAAUAAGCCUAGUGUUUCAAGUUGGUUGAGCGAAAAUAAGUCUCCUGUAGUGGGUGCUGGGCUGGCAAAUUUGGGUAACACAUGCUUUCUCAAUGCCAUUUUGCAAUGCUUCACUCACACUGUUCCACUACUCCAAGGGCUUCUUUCAUCGAAUCAUAAAGUGCCCUGUGAUAGUAACAUUGAAGGUUUCUGUGUAUUUUGCAGCCUAUAUGAGCAUAUUCAGUUUUCAUUGAUCUCUACGGGCAAGAUCAUUUCGCCUUGGAAAUUUGUUAACAACUUGAACUAUUUUUCAUCUAGUUUUCGGAGAUUUCAGCAGGAAGAUGCUCAUGAAUUCCUCCAAUGCUUUUUGGAUAAGCUGGAAAGUUGUUAUGGUGGUUUUGAAUGUAACAACACUCUGCAUUCUGGGAGUGACAACAUGGUGAAACAAGUCUUUGGUGGUCGUCUUAUAAGCAUGCUGGGAUGUUGCAACUGUGGUCAUUGGUCUGACACUUUUGAGCCAUCAAUUGACCUUAGUUUGGAGAUUGAGAAUGCAAGCGAUCUUCAUACGGCUCUGGAGUCAUUUACUAAGCUUGAGAAACUUGAAGACCCGGAAACGAAAUUUACAUGUGAACAUUGUAAGGAGCAGGUGUCGGUUGAGAAGCAACUUAUGUUGGACCAGGUCCCUUCAGUUGCUACAUUCCAUCUUAAGAGAUUUAAAAAUGAUGGUUCUUUCGUUGAGAAGAUUGACAAGUAUGUAAAGUUUCCCCUGGAAUUGGACCUGCAGCCUUACACUAUUUGUGAUCAAAAUGAGGAGGAGUUGAAGUAUGAUUUAUUUGCAGUAGUGGUGCAUACUGGAUUUUCAUCUACCUCGGGGCACUAUUACUGCUAUAUUCGUGUUGCUCCUGAUGAAUGGUAUAGAUUUGAUGAUUCUAAGGUACGUUGGGUUCAAGAAGAAUAUGUGCUGAUGCAGGAGGCCUACAUCCUUUUCUAUGCAAAACAGGGAAUACCUUCUUUUUCAAGUUUUAUUCAAACACAAAAGCAGUGGAUGGACCUGAGUUUAUUGAAUACUUCCCCAAAAUCUGUCUUAGAUAUGGUCGAUGUUUCUACAGAAUCUUCUAGCUUGCUGCUUAAUCAUUGUUCUGAUGUUGAUGAACCAAGUGAUGUUGCAGAGACAAUUUGUGCUGAGAAUCUCAUUGGAACAAGAGAUAGCAGGGUUAAUGAUGGUGAAAAUAAAGAAAAAUCCAUCUCUUCUAUGCUGUGUGUUGCCAGUAAUUCUUGCAAUGUGGCUAAAAGUGAAGAUCACCAGUCAACCUCUCCUGUACUCGAUAAUUCUACUGAUGUGCCUUCAUGUGAAGCUGACAAAUCCGCUUCUAUCUCUUCUGAUGGGCCUUCAUGUGAAGCUGACAAAUCUGCUUCUAGUUCUUAUGUGCCUUCAUGCGAAGCAAACAAAUCUGCUUGUCUCUCUGUGCUCAAUAGUUCUGAUGAUGUGCCUCCAUGCAAAGCUGACAAAACAACUCCUAGACCUGCUCUCCAAGAAAAUAACUCUAAUCAGGAACAUGGUGAGUUUAGGAAUAUUGCAGGAGUUAUGCCUGCCACGCCUUCUAGAUCUGCAAGCCCUGAGAUAUAUAGGGAAGACCCGCCUGAUACUACUUUCUCCAUAUCACGUGGUCAUUUGAGGUCGAUGGAGCAGGUUUCUUGUAAAAGACAAUUAAACAAGGAUCUGGAGAAUCUAGAGAGAAAGCAGGCCUAUACACUUGCAAAAAAGAUGCCUGGAUCAAGAGGGCAGCAGUUAAUGGCAGCAAUGAGGGGGUCUCUUAGUGCUGGAUCACUAAACAAGAAGAGAAGCAGAGGAUUGCACACGUCUCCCAGUAGUGAUGUUGGGAACUCAGGUAGUAGGCGAAGGAGCAGUUUUCCUUUGCACGCUAGCAGUCUAAGGUGAAUGGCUUUAGGUGGUAAAUAAUUGGUGCGAGCUUUCUUUUGACAAUACAGAAAUAGGAACUUGUUGAAAAAUCUAGUGUUGAGACUUGGACAAUCUCUGGAAAAUGAGCAGCUUUUGGCUAGCUUUGUGAAUAUCCUGAAGCUGACUUAAGGUCCGUUAAAAAUAAAUAUAUUCUAGUAUACUGAUUAUUAGAGAACGUUGCAGUUUACUUGUUGCAUGCAGUCGAGCAAUCAGAUUGCAGGCAAGUUAAUUCCUUGUUACGAGAUUAUCUUAUCUCCUUCAGCUUGCUCCACAUCUCAGAAAACUGGAGAAUCUUCUCAUUUUGCUGUAAAGUUGUUGGACCUUUGCAGUAGGUGACUCUUAAAUCUAGCCAUUGUUUGGAUAUGCUAGGCUAACAAUGGGACUGUCUUCUUACUAA
Messenger RNA from Coffea eugenioides, 3199 nucleotides. Its product is annotated as ubiquitin carboxyl-terminal hydrolase 20-like. Bases 439 to 2781 code for a protein of 780 amino acids. Gene Ontology annotation, cellular component: nucleus; cytosol. Gene Ontology annotation, biological process: protein deubiquitination. The record is from RefSeq and is a predicted model, not a curated record. The transcript has 8 exons. Gene Ontology annotation, molecular function: cysteine-type deubiquitinase activity; cysteine-type endopeptidase activity. Lineage: Eukaryota; Viridiplantae; Streptophyta; Magnoliopsida; Gentianales; Rubiaceae.